AUGACGCCCCCCGUCGAUAUUCAUACAGUGACUUCAAGAACGGUCUCUCAUAGCUGGGACCCGAACAAUUUGUCGACCUCCCCAACGGCCACUUUCCAAUCUCCGCCGUCUAGCUGGGGAGGGGCAUUAGCUCAUCGCGGCGCACCGAAACAGCUCAAACCUUUCAAUACACAGGAUAUUAAAAUUCUCCUUUUAGAAAAUGUCAACACUACGGGACAAGAGAUUCUUCGAGGACAGGGCUAUCAAGUCGAGGCGCUCAGAACUUCUCUUCCUGAGGAUCAAUUGAUUGCAAAAAUUCGCGAUGUGCAUGUUAUCGGUAUCAGGUCCAAGACGAAAUUGAACGAGCGCGUGCUGAGAGAAGCCAAAAAUCUUCUGGUCAUUGGCUGCUUCUGCAUCGGGACGAAUCAGGUCGAUCUUGAAUACGCUGCUCGCCACGGCAUCGCAGUCUUCAACUCACCUUUUGCCAACUCUCGUAGCGUUGCGGAACUCGUUGUUGCGGAGAUCAUCACCCUUGCACGUCAGCUGGGCGAUCGCUCCUCUGAGAUGCAUCGUGGAACGUGGAACAAGGUUAGCGCUAAGUGCUGGGAGAUUCGAGGCAAGACCCUAGGUAUCGUCGGAUACGGUCAUAUUGGUUCACAGCUUUCGGUUCUCGCGGAGGCCAUGGGCAUGAAUGUGAUCUACUAUGAUGUGAUUACCCUGAUGGCGCUCGGUACUUCCCGCCAAGUUCCAGCUCUAGACAACCUUCUGGAAGAGGCAGAUUUUGUCACACUCCACGUGCCCGAUCUUCCGGAGACUCGAGGGAUGAUUUCAACGGCUCAAUUCGAAAGGAUGAAGAACGGAUCUUAUCUCAUCAACGCCAGUAGAGGCACUGUUGUGGACAUCCCGGCUCUGGUGAAAGCAAUGCGAUCUGGACAGGUUGCAGGAGCUGCCCUUGAUGUGUAUCCCAACGAGCCGGCUGCCAAUGGUGACUAUUUCAAUAACAACCUGAAUCAUUGGGCAGAAGAUCUCCGAUCUCUGAAUAACAUUAUACUUACUCCCCACAUUGGCGGUAGCACAGAGGAGGCACAGCGUGCAAUUGGUAUCGAAGUCGCGGACGCUCUUGUUCGUUACAUCAACCAGGGCAUAACACUCGGAAGCGUGAACUUACCUGAGGCCCAAUUGAGAUCUUUGACGCUGGACGAACCAAAUCAUGCCAGGGUCAUUUACAUUCACCGCAAUGUCCCUGGUGUGCUUCGCAAAGUUAACGAAAUCCUCGGCGACCACAAUGUUGAUAAGCAAAUCAGCGAUAGCAAAGGCGACGUUGCCUACUUGAUGGCGGAUAUCAGCAAUGUUCGCUACGAGGAAAUCAAGGAUAUAACUGAAAGCCUAGAAGCACUGAGCUCAUGUAUUAUGACGCGGGUGUUAUAUUAG
Molecule: messenger RNA, 1410 nt
Organism: Metarhizium brunneum ARSEF 3297
Lineage: Eukaryota; Fungi; Ascomycota; Sordariomycetes; Hypocreales; Clavicipitaceae
Gene: SER33
Product: D-3-phosphoglycerate dehydrogenase 2
Molecular function (GO): NAD binding; oxidoreductase activity, acting on the CH-OH group of donors, NAD or NADP as acceptor
Source: RefSeq, a predicted model, not a curated record